AUGGAUGCCAGUGAAAGUUUUUCUGGAAGCAACUUAGUAGUACUCUGGCUCGAUGAUCAUAUCUGUCGUGACGACAAUUGUCAAUCUCUGAAAAGUGAAUUUCGCGAUAAUACCAAUAUUUUGCUGACGUUGGAUUCUGUCGAAAGUUGUCGCCGAUGUUUGCCGAAAUUGAAAAAUCGACAACUCUUUUGUAUUAUUCAAGGCAAAUAUGCUAAAGAAAUCGUUCCGGAUAUUGUUCGAAUCACACCGCCAUCCUUGACGCCGUUCGUCUACAUUUUCUGUUUAAACAUGGAAUAUCUAAUUGACUGGGCCUCGGAACAAGAAUGCGUGUUAAAAGGUGGUAUGUACCAUCAUGAGAAAGAUUUGUUGAAGAAAAUGACCACUGACAUUGCCGAAUAUAUACAAGAAAAACUGGCCGAAUAUCGUCUGAAAAAAGAUUUGUGCGAACAAUGGGCAGCGAAAUUGACUAAAAGGGUCGACCGGUAUCGGCAAGAAAAAUGUGCGGUUAAGUAUGUACGCGACCCAUUGGAUGGUGACAGCAUGGAAGAUGUCACAGAAGAGUCAUAG
This is a messenger RNA of Didymodactylos carnosus, 567 nucleotides long. The record is from the annotation of a GenBank genome assembly. NCBI's taxonomy places the organism in Eukaryota, Metazoa, Rotifera, Eurotatoria, Philodinida, Philodinidae.